Molecule: messenger RNA, 1304 nt
Organism: Hevea brasiliensis (rubber tree)
Lineage: Eukaryota; Viridiplantae; Streptophyta; Magnoliopsida; Malpighiales; Euphorbiaceae
Product: glycosyltransferase BC10
Exons: 2
Coding region: 79-1302 (407 amino acids)
Cellular component (GO): membrane
Molecular function (GO): glycosyltransferase activity
Source: RefSeq, a predicted model, not a curated record
CAUAACUUGCGUUUUCAGAAUUUCUCUCUCAAUUUAAACACACAAUCUCCUCUCCUCUUCCCGUCCCUAACCUUAACAAUGGUUACUGAACAACAGAAAUUUCCAUUGUCCUUAAACCCUCUCAAUGCCCAUUCACAGUUAACCCAUGUCCUGCAUUUGCUUUUCUUCCUUAUUGGUUUGUCCUUCGGGACGCUAGCUUGUUUAUAUCUCAAAAGCUUCCCAUUCUCUUCACAAUCCAUUCUCCACUCUGUGGCUUCACAGAUACUACCGCCUUUGACAUCAUCUCCGCCGCUACCACCACCGCAGCUGUCAUCAGAGUCAUCAUUACCAGUGUUAUCUCUCGAAACAAAUGGGACGCAUGAAAAUAAUACUAGCGUUUCAUUGACAGGACAGCAAUCCCUUGUGCACAAUAUGAGCGACAAGGAGCUGCUAUGGAGAGCAUCUAUGGUUCCCAUUUAUCAAGAAUCUUCUUACAAGCUUGCUCCAAAAAUGGCUUUUAUGUUCUUGACUCAUGGACCUCUUCCCUUGGCUCCUCUGUGGGAGAGGUUUUUCCGAGGGCAUGAAGGCCUUUACUCCAUUUACGUGCACCCACAUCCCUCCUACAAUGAUUCAUGGCCUGAAAGUUCUGUCUUCUAUGGUAGACGAAUUCCUAGCCAGCCAGUCUACUGGGGAACUGGAACAAUGAUAGAUGCAGAAAGACGCUUACUAGCAAGUGCCCUCCUUGACAGCUCUAAUCAAAGAUUCGUAUUGCUCUCUGAAUCUUGCAUUCCAUUGUUCGAUUUCAAAACCUCAUAUGAUUAUGUAAUGAACUCAAAUUUAAGCUUCCUGAGCUCAUAUGAUGAUCCAAGAAAAGUAGGUCGUGGCAGAUACAAUCCCCAAAUGUGGCCUAUAAUAAACAUUACAGAUUGGAGGAAAGGGUCACAAUGGUUUGAACUUCACCGUGACCUUGCCAUUUGCGUUAUAUCUGAUAACAAGUACUACCAAGUCUUUCAAGAACAUUGUCACCCACCAUGUUACAUAGACGAACAUUAUAUUCCAACUUUAGUGAACAUACUCCACCCCGAAUUGAUUUCAAAUCGGAGCAUUACAUGGGUUGAUUGGUCGAGGGGAGGUCCCCAUCCAGGGAAAUUUGGAUGGGGUCAAAUUACGGAUGAGUUCUUUAAUAGAGUUCGACAUGAAUCGGAAUGUGCUUAUAAUGGUAAUACUACAUCCAUGUGUUUUCUCUUUGCUAGAAAAUUUUUACCAAAUGCACUGGAGCCUUUGUUGCGGAUUGCUCCCUUGUUGCUUGGUUUUGAUCCCUAGCA